Fusarium poae is the source of this 1626-nucleotide messenger RNA. RefSeq lists its product as uncharacterized. Gene Ontology annotation, cellular component: mitochondrion. The coding region runs from base 1 to 1626 and encodes 541 amino acids. The transcript has a single exon. Gene Ontology annotation, molecular function: RNA methyltransferase activity; RNA binding. Gene Ontology annotation, biological process: rRNA methylation. The record is from RefSeq and is a predicted model, not a curated record. Lineage: Eukaryota; Fungi; Ascomycota; Sordariomycetes; Hypocreales; Nectriaceae.
AUGAAGUAUGGCGACCUCAAAGAGGUGGCCAAUAGUCUGCAAGUGAAACAACCCGUUCAACCACGUUCUUUCAGGCAAGCUGGGAGAGAUCGUGCCCUCGAGUUUGGGGCCCGGGACGAAACUUCACGAAACGAACAACGACCUGAGCGAUCACAGCAGCAGUUCGAUCGCCCAGUCCGCCAGUUUGACCGUUCCGAGCGUCAAUUUGACCGUUCAGAUCGUCAGUCUGACCGUUCAGAUCGCCAAUUUAACCGUCCAGAUCGCCAAUUUGACCGUUCAGAUAGACGACCUGACCGACGGUUCGACAACCCGCCCCAAAGGUUCGAUAACUCGGACCGCAGCGCCCCUCGUCGGGAUAAUGUCCGGAACGAUCGAUGGAAUAGCCAGGACGAAGAUUCCAGCGAUGUAUAUGCUGUUGAGCGUGCACAGAGAAAUGGAAUGAUGGCCAUGACUGUCAAAUACACGACAGCCGCUUCUCAGUUUCUUUAUGGUCGAUCGGUCGUCAAAGCAGCCUUGGAGCAGAACCGACGAAAACUAUACAACCUGUACAUCUACGGUGGCGAAAACAGGAUAGACAACAAGGACAACACAAUCAUGACCCGAAUGGCAGAGAAGUAUGGAGUGCCUAUCACGAUUGUGCCCACUCACGAGCAACGAAUUAUGGAUAAGAUGAGCAUGGGACGACCUCAUAACGGUUUCGUUCUUGAAGCUUCCCCUCUACCUCAGUUGCCUAUCAAGUCGCUCGGCAAGUUAGAGGAGAGCCCUGGACGUCUUGGGUUCCACGUCAACCUAGACUACCAAACCAGAGAAGAGUCAGCAGUCAACGGUACAGAUCCGUUCAUCCGACGAUCCAACGAUGUAACACCUAAGCCAUUCGUCCUUUUACUUAAUGAGAUUAUGGACCCGGGCAACUUGGGAGGCAUCAUCCGCACUGCUAGUUAUCUUGGUGUGGACGCUGUCUGCAUCACUAAUCGAGGUUCGUCUACACUCACCCCAGUGGUUCUCAAAUCUGCUGUCGGUGCAGUGGAGGAAAUUUCGUUAUUUACCGUUGACGACCCCGUGAAAUUCGUUGAGGAAUCUAGCAAAGCUGGUUGGAAGACUUAUGCCGCAGUGGCACCACCUGACCGAAAGUUGGUUCGAAGACAUGGCGACAAGUUUAUCUCUUUGGAUUCCAUUGAGUCCAGCAGUCCUCUGAACGAACACCCCUGCUUGUUGGUUCUUGGUAAUGAGGGCCACGGUCUAUCAAAGCCUGUCAAGGUCGCUUCUGACUACGAACUAUCGGUUCCUCGAUUUGUUCAGGGAAGCUGUGUCGACAGUUUGAACGUUAGUGUCGCUGCUGGGCUCUUGUGCCAUGCUUUUGUCAAGGAACCAGUGGCCGAGGUCAAGUAUGAGCCGAUCGAGCAAAAGACUGAGGCUCAGAUUGUCGAGUCUACUGAAGUGGAGAGCACAGCCGCUGCUGCAGAGACCAACACGCAGCCCGCUGAACAAGGCCAGGUUGAGUCUGUUACUAUCUCAGAACAAACUGAGACGAAAACAGAAGAGGCCGAAGUUAACACUGAGGAGAAAGAGGCAGAUUCUGAAGGAAAUGACAAGAAGGUUGAGCAAUCUAACGAAACGAUGUUUUAA